Myodes glareolus (Bank vole) is the source of this 297-nucleotide messenger RNA. Lineage: Eukaryota; Metazoa; Chordata; Mammalia; Rodentia; Cricetidae. The record is from the annotation of a RefSeq genome assembly.
AUGACACCUGCAGUAGUUAACAUCACUUUAGCCUUCACUUUCUCAUUUUUAGGAACCCUUAUAUUCCGAUCGCACCUAAUGUCUACCCUACUAUGCCUAGAAGGAAUAAUACUUUCCUUAUUUAUCCUAGCCACAAUUACGCCCCUAAACACACACUCAAUAAUCAUAUUCCCUAUCCCUAUUGUGAUCUUAGUAUUCGCUGCUUGCGAGGCAGCCGUAGGACUAGCCUUACUGGCAAAAAUCUCAAACACCUACGGCUCUGACUUUGUACAAAACCUAAACCUGUUACAAUGCUAA